AUGAAUGCAUCAGGAGUUCUCUUCUCAUUCUAGAUUUAUGACACAAUGCCACUCGUGAGGCGCUUGCCCCUGCCUUUCCAGAAGGCCUUCAAAAACAUGCGUGAUCUAGAAGCUUCGACUUUGGCAAAGGUGACCGAACACAAGAAGACGCGUGUCCCAGGACAGCCAAGAGACCUCAUUGACUGCUACCUUGAUGAGAUAGACAAGAGAGGGAGUGACGACUCUUCCUUUGACGAUGAGUUUAUGGUCGCCCUCCUGUUGGACCUUUUUAUAGCCGGAACCGACACCAGCUCCACGACUAUCCGGGCGGGCCUGCUGUAUCUCAUGUUGCACCAAGAUGUUCAAG
This is a messenger RNA of Lepisosteus oculatus (spotted gar), 346 nucleotides long. NCBI's taxonomy places the organism in Eukaryota, Metazoa, Chordata, Actinopteri, Semionotiformes, Lepisosteidae. The record is from RefSeq and is a predicted model, not a curated record.